Messenger RNA from Brassica oleracea var. oleracea, 815 nucleotides. RefSeq lists its product as uncharacterized. The record is from RefSeq and is a predicted model, not a curated record. The transcript has 9 exons. NCBI's taxonomy places the organism in Eukaryota, Viridiplantae, Streptophyta, Magnoliopsida, Brassicales, Brassicaceae. The coding region runs from base 32 to 619 and encodes 195 amino acids.
UCAGAUAUCCUCGUCGCGGCAGAUAACUGUCAUGAAUGGAGGAGCUCAAGGAGCUGACUUUACCCCGUUUAUAGUCCCGGCAGCGACACUAGGAGCUAUAGGUUAUGGCUACAUGUGGUACAAGGGUAUGUCAUUCUCUGACAUCAUGUGCGUAACAAAGCGGAGCAUGGAAGAGGCAGUUUCGAACUUGACUAAGCAUUUGGAUACUGUUUCUGAAGCUAUUUCUAAUGCUAAAAAGCACUUGUCCGAGCGGCUUAAGAGGACGGAUGAUAAGAUGGAAUUGCACAAGGAUCUCUUAAAGGGAGUCCAGGAUAAUGUGGGUUUUGCUCUAGAGGAUCUUGCUAACAUUGGAGAUGAUUUUGACGCAAUGCAUAGCAUGUUCGGUGGUAUGGGUGGAAAAUUAGAUAGUAUUGAGUACAAGCAGAAUAUUGCCAAUAUGGGUUUAAUGUAUCUAUGCGACUCUAUGGGCGGAGAAAAUAACAAGAUGCCAGAUAUUCUGAUGCAGGAGAAGCUUCGACUUUCUGGGAAGUCAAACACAUGUAUAGUAAUUACAAACGAAGAAACUUCAACCUCAGAGGGUUUGAAAGAAAGCGAUAAGAUAGAGCUACUUGAAGGCUGAUUCAGAUGGUAUCAAAUAUCAUCAAGCCUUGAUGAUAUAAUAGAUGAUAGUAUAGGAUAUACGGAGACUAGGAGUAACUAUUAUGUACUAGUGUUUAAACUGAGUGUCCUUUGGGGCAAGAAAGAAGAUUGAAUCACAAAAAGAAUGAACAUUUUUCUUUACAGCCAAAAGAAAUGAAGCCUAAUGAUUUAUCCCU